AUGAAUACCUUGCCGCGAAUAUCGAAUGCAGUGCGAAUGCCAACACCCACACGUCUGCGAGAUCUCAUCCGGCAAAUACGCGCCGCCAGGACAGCCGCAGAAGAGCGCGCUGUAGUUAACAAAGAAUGUGCCUACAUCCGCAGCACUUUCCGGGAGGAGGAUUCGGUGUGGCGAUGCCGCAAUAUUGCAAAACUACUCUACAUCCACAUGUUGGGUUAUCCAGCGCAUUUUGGACAGCUGGAAUGUCUGAAGCUCACCGCCAGUACACGUUUCACCGACAAACGCAUUGGCUAUUUGGGUGCCAUGCUGUUGCUAGACGAACGUCAGGAUGUGCCGCUGAUAACGAAUUGCCUCAAAAAUGACUUAAAUAGUUCCACACAAUUUGUGGUGGGUUUGGCGCUGUGCACGCUGGGCGCCAUAGCAUCGCCCGAAAUGGCACGUGAUUUAGCUAGCGAGGUUGAGCGCCUAAUGAAGUCGCCCAACACCUAUAUUCGCAAAAAGGCAACACUGUGCGCCUUUCGUGUUAUACGGCGAGUACCAGAACUGAUGGAAAUCUUUUUACCGGCCACACGUUCACUGCUUAGCGAGAAGAAUCACGGCAUAUUAAUUACUGGCGUUACACUCAUCACCGAAAUGUGCGAGAACAGCGCCGACACUUUAAUGCAUUUCAAGAAGGAUAGCGGAAAUCGAGAGAUUGUGCCAAAUUUGGUGCGUAUUCUGAAGAAUCUAAUUUUGGGCGGCUACUCCCCGGAGCAUGAUGUCAGUGGUGUGAGUGAUCCGUUUCUGCAGGUGAAAAUUCUACGUUUGUUGCGCAUACUCGGUCACAAUGAUGUGGAUGCCUCAGAGGCAAUGAAUGAUAUUUUGGCGCAGGUAGCCACCAAUACGGAAACAAGUAAAAAUGUCGGCAACACCAUUCUGUACGAGACUGUGCUCUCUAUAAUGGAUAUACGCUCGGAAGGUGGCCUCCGCGUGUUAGCCGUCAAUAUUCUUGGUCGUUUUCUACUUAACUCCGACAAGAAUAUUCGUUAUGUGGCAUUGAAUACGUUGCUGCGUACUGUACAUGCAGACACGUCGGCGGUGCAACGUCAUCGCACCACUAUUUUGGAGUGCCUAAAAGAUCCGGAUGUUUCGAUAAGGCGUCGCGCCAUGGAACUCUCGUUUGCGCUAAUCAAUGCACAAAAUAUUCGUACAAUGACGAAGGAGUUGUUGCUGUUCCUCGAGAAGGCUGAUCCCGAAUUCAAAGCGCAAUGUAGUUCGGGAAUGAUUUUGGCUGCUGAACGUUACUCGCCCAAUGCGAGAUGGCAUCUGGAUACACAGCUGAGUGUAUUGGUUGCGGCUGGCAACUAUGUGCGCGACGAUGUGGUCUCAUCCACCAUUCAAUUGGUCUCGAGCAGCCCUGUCGCAGAGCAGACAUACAUAACGAAUCGCUUCUGGGAGUCGCUUCAGGUCGCAAAUCAUUGUGAAGACAAGCAGCCGCUGCUGCAAGUGGCUGUGUGGGCCAUUGGCGAAUAUGGUGAUCUCUUUAUGUACGGACCAAACGAAGAUGAAUUUGAACGUCCGUCAGAAAGCGAUUUAAUCAUCAUGUAUCAUAAGUAUUUAACCUCUGCUCAAGUAUCAAUAAUCAGCAAGCAAUACGCCUUAGUGUCACUCGCUAAACUCAGCACGCGUCUACAGAAUUGUGUAGAAGAAAUUCAGGCAUUGAUUACCUCAUUCGGCAGUCAUCUGAAUGUGGAUUUGCAGCAGCGUGGCGUUGAGUUCACGCAACUAUUUGGCACCUACAAGAAUUUGCGUCCACCGUUGUUGGAAAAAAUGCCACCAAUGCAAAUAAGUCGCAUCUCUUCGCAAAAUGGCGAGAGUAGUGGUUCGUAUGAUGACAACAGUCCCGAUUUAAUUGAAAACGGCAUAGGCAUUGGCGAUGAACAACAGCUGGGCAAAGAAAACAACAUGAAUACGAUGGGUGACAAUACGAAUAUAUUGCUGGACUUACUUGGUGGUGCCGAUUUGACUUCCCCCACAGCGACAGAUUUGUCAAACUCGGUUGCCGUUCAAAAGAAAAACACUAAAAAUGCUAACGAAACGUCUAACAAUCAAGCCAUACUUGACUUGCUCGAUUUGGACAUCUCAGCUGGUGGUACCACCAAUGCGGCAGCUAAUAUGAAUAAUGUGCUUGGCCUGGACUUGAGUGUUGGUGUGUCGGCAUCAAUACCAACGACAGCGGCGACAAAUGGCAACGAUCUGGCGAGUAUAAUGUCACUAAGCGGCAAUGUCGGUGGUGGGGGUGGCAUCGGUGUCGGCGGCCUGUUAGGCUCGAAUAGUAUUUUAUCUCAGCCAGGCGCUAUCCCCGGCAAUGCAUUGCUCUCCGAUUUAGCGUCACCAGUUGUGAAUGUUCAGCCACCAAAUAAUAUUGCUGUGCCUCAAGGUCCCACUUUGACAGCGUUGGAUAAGAACGACUUGCUGGUACAAUUGGUACCGGUAAGAGGCAACGACUGUUUACAGAUAUUUAUGAGAACAACAAAUAAUUCAGUCAAUACAUUGGAACAGUACGUCUUUCAGGCCGCAGUUCCUAGAGUAUUCACACUACAAAUGCUAUCGCCUUCUGGAUCGGUAUUACUGCCGGGUGGUGUUAUAACGCAAGAGAUGCGUGUUGUCAGUUCGUCCAAUGCUACCCUUCGCAUGAGGUUACGCAUAUCAUAUGUUGUCAAUGGACAACCCGUAGCGGAGCAAACGGAAGUUACCGGAUUUCCUGAGAUCGUACCCGAAUAGGAUUGAUUCAAAAUCUAAGAAAAAUUAAAUUUGCAGUAUAAGCAUAAAAAAACAUGUUAAUAGAGCGUCUAAGCAACAAAAAAAAA
Messenger RNA from Rhagoletis zephyria (snowberry fruit fly), 2849 nucleotides. Its product is annotated as AP-1 complex subunit gamma-1-like. The record is from RefSeq and is a predicted model, not a curated record. Gene Ontology annotation, cellular component: membrane coat; AP-1 adaptor complex; Golgi apparatus. NCBI's taxonomy places the organism in Eukaryota, Metazoa, Arthropoda, Insecta, Diptera, Tephritidae. Gene Ontology annotation, biological process: intracellular protein transport; vesicle-mediated transport.